UUAUCAUCCCUUCCUCCCCAAAUUGAUUCCAAAACCUAGUCGAUCGUUGAAUGUUGAGAUGGCCAACACCAGAAGAUUACUUCCCAUUGUGAUUUUGUGGAUUGUCAUUCUCUUUGGCACCCUUGCUCUAAUUCUGAAUCGGUUAAGUGAUCCAGCGGCUUCAUCGGAGCACGGUUCUGCUGUAGAUCAAAAGCUUGUCAGCGAGGUGGAAUCGUCGGCGGAUGCGGAUCAGGUGACGCAUAAAGUUUACUUUGACAUUGAAAUCAGUGGGAAGCACAUUGGUCGCGUUGUGAUGGGACUCUAUGGAAAAACUGUGCCAAGAACAGCAGAAAAUUUUCGAGCUCUUUGCACGGGGGAGAAAGGAACUGGAGCAAGUGGGAAGCCGCUUCACUUCAAAGGCAGCAAAUUCCACAGGAUCAUACCUUAUUUCAUGAUCCAGGGAGGUGAUUUCACACGAGGUGAUGGGCGGGGAGGGGAAUCUAUAUAUGGCGAUAAAUUUCCUGAUGAGAACUUCAAGUUAAAACACACUGGCCCUGGAGUUCUAUCAAUGGCAAAUUCAGGAGUGGAUACAAACGGAUCUCAAUUUUUCAUCACAACAGUCAAAACAAGCUGGUUGGAUGGGCGUCAUGUUGUGUUUGGACAAGUGCUUUCGGGUAUGGAUGUGGUGAAGCAGAUUGAAUCAUUGGGAACAGAGAGUGGAAUGCCCAAAGCAACAGUUAUUGUUUCAGACAGUGGUGAAUUGUCUGUUUAGUCCUAACUGUCUGUGUCAUAUUGCCAGUUUUUAGCUGGCAAACAAACACACACAACAGACAUCGGUUACACGUUCUACCAAAAUCUCUAAAUUUUCUGAUUUGAUAAUGUACAAAAACGAUGUAGACUUAGAUUUCUCAUAUUCCGAAGUCGUUUCGAAUUAUAAGUAACCAGAAUUUACCACUUCA
Messenger RNA from Salvia hispanica, 938 nucleotides. RefSeq lists its product as uncharacterized. Gene Ontology annotation, molecular function: peptidyl-prolyl cis-trans isomerase activity; cyclosporin A binding. Lineage: Eukaryota; Viridiplantae; Streptophyta; Magnoliopsida; Lamiales; Lamiaceae. Gene Ontology annotation, cellular component: cytoplasm; intracellular membrane-bounded organelle. Gene Ontology annotation, biological process: protein folding; protein peptidyl-prolyl isomerization. The record is from RefSeq and is a predicted model, not a curated record.